Molecule: messenger RNA, 847 nt
Organism: Paramisgurnus dabryanus
Lineage: Eukaryota; Metazoa; Chordata; Actinopteri; Cypriniformes; Cobitidae
Source: RefSeq, a predicted model, not a curated record
AUGGUGCACAUUUGUGUCCGGCGAUAUGAGCCUUCUGAUCAAGAAGCCAUUGAAAAUAUUUACAGAGAUGCAACUGAGGAACACAUCAAUCCUACAUUCAUAUUUGCCAUGACCCAGCCUCUUCACAUCACUUUAAGUAUGUUUUUUUGCAUUGGUGCAUAUCUGCUCGGCGGGUCUGUUAUUUUGGCCCUAAUAUCUGGAGGAGCCUGGGUUGGCCUGGUGUACUUCUGCUGCUAUGAGUUUUACAGUGCCUAUGUCCGGGACAGACUGCGUACGGACAUGAAGGACAUUCCAGGUUACUAUCUCAGCAAUCCAGAUAACUGCUUCUGGGUCGCUGAAGCCGAGAUGGAUGGUAAGCGUCAAAUUUUGGGUAUGGUGGCUGUGGAAGCCAAAGAUGACGGUGAUGGAAAAAAACAUGGAGAGCUUUUAAGAAUGAUGGUGUUGUCUACCUGUCGCCGUGCUGGUCUCGGUCAACGGCUGGCUAAAACCGUCAUAGACUUUUGCAAGGAACGUGGCUUCACAAAGAUCAAACUUUCCACCACUUGUACCCAAAAAGCAGCUGAGGCGCUUUACUAUAAGAUGGGCUUUAAACUGGUCCUGGUUAAUACUCAAUCUGAUGUUUCGGCGUGGGUAACCUGGAUGACCCGAGCUAAAAUUUUGUUCAUGGAAAAGAUCAUGUAAAACUGUUAAUCCGCCUGACCUGAGCUGUGUGUCUUUGUGUUUGAUAGUUUAAUCUCACAGCUCAAUAGCAGCAAUGUUUGAGAGUUGUGAGACAAUGAUGGUAUCUAAGAAGCCUGAAGUUUCUAUAAGAUCUAUCAAUAAAAAUGUACAUGUCUAAAUGUGUAUG